GUGAAACGUCUUCAAGGAUCUAAACCAAGUCCAGUUGCUGCUAUCAUCAAAGCAGCUUUUUCAGUUAUGUUCUCCAGAACUGAAGAAGCUUCUUGGAUGAGAAGUGAAACGUCUUCAAGGAUCUAAACCAAGGCCAGCUUUAACCCUUACUCUGAUACCAUGACCUGAUGAGAACCUUCACAAACAUUUUUCUUAAAUGACUGUUUCCAACAUCUAGUGUCCUAUCAUAUUAUUCUUCUUAUGUCACCACUGUGUCCAACAUCAAUGCUUUUGUGAUUUUCCCACUUGCCCUCAGACCUGUUCCUCCAGCCCCUCCCACAUCCACAUGAUUGACAGUUGUCCAUCACAACCGGUCCCCUCCUCCCCUCCCCUCCAUCCAUCAUAUUAAAGCCCAUUCCCCCCUCUGUGGUCUCAGUUUCCUCCACCUGAUCCCCACUUCCUCACACACUGGGAUGGACUGCAGCACUUACGAGCUGGAUCCCCUGGAGGUCCCUCCUCUCACCCCGACCAGUAAGGAGGUCCUCAGCCAGGCGGUGAAGGCCAGUUUCGCUGGAUUUGCCCAGGAGAGAAUCAACCAUCACUUCCCACAUGAUCCUACCUUGUGGUCUGAGUGGGAGGUGAACUACUGGCUGGACUGGUGCCAGGCUGAGUUCGGUCUCCACUGCCUGGGUUCAGACCUGAGAGGCCUGCAGGGUGGCGAGCUGUGCGGCCUGGAGAGAGAGGCUUUCCUGGGCCUGAUGUCCGACUGCACCGCAGGAGAGAUCCUCUGGGAGCAUCUGGAGACCAUGAGGACAGAGAAUGAAUAUGACUACACAAUACCAUCUUACUUUCAGCUUCAGAUCAACAAAGAAAGCUACUCAGACUACGUUCAGGAGCAUUCAGACAAACACAGCUACCAUGUUCAGUAUCAUCCCACGGAGAGGACAGACCUUCACACUCUGCACCCGGUCGCUGUACAACAUCAAGACUACUACCUGAUCAAAACAGAAGAUCCCAGCAGGAACAUGACCGCUGCUGCUCUGCUGCAGGAAACAGGAGGGAACGGAGAGACAGACUCAGAAGUGGAGAUUGCUCACAGUGACGACUCCGACAUUGUGGGCUCUCUAUCGUGGACCGCUCCCCUCCAGGACAUAGAGCCGGUGACAGAAGAGACCAUGUCUGAAGAUGUCUUCAACUUACCACACUCACACAGGAGCUUCAAAGAAUACGUAGGCAACAAAACAGAUCUGGGCCGAGCUGUGAUACCAGCAGCUAUUCUCGCCGGUUACACUGGAAGUGGUCCCAUUCAGCUGUGGCAGUUUCUGCUGGAGCUUCUCACUGACCGCAGCUGUCGAUCGUGUAUAAGCUGGACGGGGGAUGGAUGGGAGUUCAAGCUGACCGACCCUGAUGAGGUGGCCCUGCUGUGGGGUCAGAGGAAGAACAAACCCAAGAUGAACUACGAGAAGCUGAGUCGCGGUCUACGAUACUACUACGACAAAAACAUCAUCCGCAAGACGGCCGGCAAACGCUACGUCUACCGCUUCGUCUGCAACCUGCAAGGCCUGCUGGGAUACGAGCCCGGGGAGCUGCACGCCAUGUUGGACAUCAGUCACAAGAAUCACUAACGCGACCUCGACAAACACUGGCGACACGGAGCAAAGAGACACUUUUUAUAUAUGAAAUCUUUCAGUUUAUAACUUUUUAUCAGUUUCCUGAUUUAUGAGAACGUCUGAGGGGAAUACACAGUGUGUGUGUGUGUGUGUGUGUACAUGUGUGGGAGGAUGCUGCGGUUGUCUGCUAAUAUAAGUUCUGGACUUAAUGGGUGAAAUGUAGCACUUUAUCUUGACUUCUGUUGUGACUGUCAAACAAUAAAACUCACAGCAAAGUCCUUUAUGUCAUUUAUUCCUCUGUGAAUGGAUAGGCAAGUUGUUUUUUUUGCGACUACAAUAAAUUGUGGAUCCUGUGUUUAAACGUGCACCAAGAUGUUUUAUGAACCAACGCCACCACGAGCAGCAUAGCUGUCUCAACUCAAGUGUCACUGGCAGGUGAGCUGCAGAGGAAACUAAUAAGUGAAUACAUUUCUGAACAAAUACCUGCAAAACGAAUGUCAUUCCCAUCACCGUUAUCUGUAUUUUAUUCACAAAUUCAACAUUGCACACAGCAAGGACAAUAUUUCCACACUGAUUAUCAAUGUAGUCCACAUAAUUCCUUCCAGAGGGACACUAAGCAGACAGGAUAGACUACCAGACUGAGACCUGAGAGGAUCCCUGCCAGGAGGUGUUUUAACAGAGAUCAGCUGGUGGGUGGACUAAUGGAACCUAAUUGAUGUAUUCACUCUUGCUCAGCCAACUCCUUCUGCCUUUCACUUCACUACAUUAUGUGAAGCAGACUGUGUGUGUGUGGGUGGGACUGGAAUAGUCAUCUCCAGCAGAGAAAUCAAGCGGUCUAUAGUUUAACAUCUCCGACCACGCAAGGCUUUGUUUAUUGAUUCAUUGCCCUCUAAUUCCGAAUACAGCGGGGAUCCAUCUCUGCUCCUGUGAAUUUAAG
Molecule: messenger RNA, 2526 nt
Organism: Sebastes umbrosus (honeycomb rockfish)
Lineage: Eukaryota; Metazoa; Chordata; Actinopteri; Perciformes; Sebastidae
Product: protein c-ets-1-B-like
Exons: 8
Coding region: 453-1604 (383 amino acids)
Biological process (GO): regulation of transcription by RNA polymerase II; cell differentiation
Cellular component (GO): nucleus
Molecular function (GO): sequence-specific DNA binding; DNA-binding transcription factor activity, RNA polymerase II-specific
Source: RefSeq, a predicted model, not a curated record